UUAUCUCAAACUCACAAAGACUUUCUGCUGCUGGUACAAGUGGCUCCAACAAUUGUUGGAUCAGAAAUACCAAGUGAACGAAGCAUCCAGUUGAAACAGGAGGUAACACUAGAAUGUAAAGUGGAGGGAACACCUGCACCCCAGAUUUUGUGGCUGAAGGAUGGAAGACCCCUGGAUCUUGUCUCCGCUCCAAACCUGCGUCUGUCCCAAGAUGGAAGCUCUGUACAUCUUACAUCCGUGCAACCCUCUGACUCUGGCCGCUAUACAUGCCUGGCUCGUAAUGUCGCUGGUGAAGACACAAAGGUUUAUGUACUGAACAUUCUUGCUCCCCCAGUGUUUGAAUCAGGCUCCAAUGUUUCUGAGACCCUCAGCAGUGUCCCAGGAUCACAGGUUACCUUGGAGUGUCAUGCCAGUGGUUCAUUGCCAAUGCAACUGAUGUGGUUGAAGGAUGGGAGUCAACUUUCCUCAUCCCGAUUCCUCAGGAUCUCCUCAGGAGGCGCAUCCUACGGAUAUCCCAAGUACAGGUCUCAGAUGCCGGCAUUUACACCUGUGUAGCAUCGAGUCCUGCUGGAAGUGCAGAGAAAAGUUUUACCCUUCUGGUUGAGAGUAUACCAGCCUUGCCAGUGGAGAAUUCAGAGAGUACUGA
Molecule: messenger RNA, 646 nt
Organism: Staurois parvus
Lineage: Eukaryota; Metazoa; Chordata; Amphibia; Anura; Ranidae
Source: the annotation of a GenBank genome assembly